AUGGAAAAAUCGGGACUGUUCAGCCUCCUGUACUACUUCAUUCUCAAUUCGCCCUUUAUGAUUUGUGCAAAUGCGGCAUUUACUGAAGUCCCUAAAGAUGUGAAUGUGGGGGAGGGAGAGGAUGUGGAGAUGCCCUGCGCCUUCAAGGCUGUGAGCUCAGCGCCCAUGUCUUUGGAGAUCCAGUGGUGGUACCUGAAGGAGGAUGUGCCUGAAGAACUGCCUCAUGAGCUGCAGAUCAGUGCCCCGGCCAACCGAGCCAAGGUCGUUCCAAGGGAAGCCACGAAAAUAAGUACGGUGCGUGUUCAGGGAAACGCCAUCUCCCACCGCCUCAGCCUGUCCAAGGUGAAGAAGCAAGAAGAGGGGAUGUACGAGUGUCGUGUGUCCGACCUGUGGGCCGACGAGACUCAGGAAUUUACGGUUCACGCCGCCCUGCACGUCACGCUGGGCGACGGCAUGGUGGCCGAGGAGGCUGUGUCGCACAUCCAGAACCGCUGGCCCCUGAGGAAUACCAACACGGGCCUGCGGGGGGGGGGAGCAGGGAGGGCCACCUCGGAGCCCGGCCAGGGGCUGGCAGGAGGUCAAAGGUCAGGGCAGGGGAAGCACCGGGUGCCUCAGCAGGCCCAGCCCGGCCUCCUCCCAUCCAUCUCGUCCACCACCACCUUGGUGGCCAAGUCGUCAGCCUCGCCGCUGCCAGGGAAUGCAGCCAUCCUCCGGCUGCAGCUUGGAGCUGCCCCUCUUCCACCAGGGAUGCAUUGA
Molecule: messenger RNA, 756 nt
Organism: Cyclopterus lumpus (lumpfish)
Lineage: Eukaryota; Metazoa; Chordata; Actinopteri; Perciformes; Cyclopteridae
Gene: vstm2b
Product: V-set and transmembrane domain containing 2B
Source: RefSeq, a predicted model, not a curated record